AUGGUGGGUGUUGCGGGAAAGUCCAAGGCUUGCAAGACUUGCAAGAAACGAAAGGUUCGGUGUGAAGGAGAAAAACCGACUUGCGAUCGAUGCAGAAAGGGGGGUCGUAUCUGUGAAGGUUAUGAGCCGGAGCGGCAGUUCCAGUUCAAGCAUCUCAGUGCUUUGGAUCAUGACGCCUUGCUGGCACGCAGCCAGCCUCUGACUUCGUUGACAGAGCUCUCGUACGUGCGCGUGCUCCAUGGCAACCCCGCUAUCGACGAGCAGGGUCAUGUUACCAACGACACCGUGAAGACGAAAGAGCACAGUUGUGAACACCUAAGAAGAAGUGUAUCACAGACCUCAGAAUUGUUCCUCAAUUACCUGUACAACUACUUGCUCAAGGAAGCUCGGGAAGACGACAACUACCAGACGCCCGUGUCGUGCCUACAAGCUAUUGGCCCAUUGCGAAGGAGGAAUUCCUCGCUAGAUCUUGCAAUGUCCGCAUUAAGCAUGGUUCGCCUUGGUCGGAACUGCGGCAAUGAGCAGCUCCAUAGUGAAGGGGUGGCCAACUACGGUAGAGUGCUGAAAGAUCUCCAGAACAUCCUCUCUAGUGACAGUCGCGCCCUAGACGAGCAAACUCUGGCGAGUUGCAUGAUUCUAAGUCUUUUUGAGGCGACGGAGGUCUCCGGCGGCAAUGUUUACUGGUGGGCGAGCCACGUUGAAGGUGUCUCAAGACUGUUACAACUUCGAGGCUCAAAGCUACAUAUCGACGAACCGAGUCAUCGUUUGUUUUUGGGCUUUCGACCCACUGCCAUCAUCUACGCGUUGGCUCUACGCAAGCCGACGUACUUGGGUGAGACAGACUGGCUGACGACACCCUGGACCACGAAAUCCAAAUCAGAUUUCCACUACAUGCUGGACAUAAUAGCGCAAAUUCCGAUCCUUGUCAACCAGACGGAACGGGUCCACGAAGUCUCCCAGUCCAAUAUUUCCGUUGCGAAGAGAAUGGAGCUUCUAGAAGAGGCAUGGGACCUACACCGACAACUCGAGGUUUGGUAUCAAGAACUCCGGAAGAAAGUUUUCGAGCCGCUCUACAGCGAGCGGCCCUCCUCGCUCUCCUGGCUUAGCCCGCUUCCCCCGGACCUGGGAACGGUGUUUCCGACCUUACACUUUCAAACCUUUGAGAUCGCACGGUUGCAUCUAUUAUACUGGACUGCACUCCUCUUGCUCUAUGAUAAUAUCCUGAAAACAAUAUAUCCUCCACUGGAUCCGAAUGAUCUUAGUUCUGCUUCUUCCUCCCGCUAUCCGACCAUUCUACUUAUGACUAAUAAACCCGCCGUUCGGAGAAGAGCUUUAGAAACCGCAAAACUCAUUGCUCGGUCAAUGGAGUUUCUCCUCUUGGAAGAGAAUCAAGAGAUGCAUCUUCGCGGACCCCUAAAUGCAUUUUUCCCUUUACGGACCGCAAUACAUAUAUUCGAAAGCGUACAGCAGUAUAGAAUCGAGUCAUGGUGUCGCUCGUUGUUUGACAGACUCGCCCAACGAGGCUAUCCCCUUGGGCAGAUUCUAUGUGGCUGGAAAUGGGACGAUAUACCUAUAUUUCUAUCUAGGAGUUCUUUAGAAACAUAA
This is a messenger RNA of Exophiala aquamarina CBS 119918, 1605 nucleotides long. RefSeq lists its product as uncharacterized. The transcript has 4 exons. Gene Ontology annotation, biological process: regulation of DNA-templated transcription. Gene Ontology annotation, molecular function: zinc ion binding; DNA-binding transcription factor activity, RNA polymerase II-specific. The coding region runs from base 1 to 1605 and encodes 534 amino acids. Lineage: Eukaryota; Fungi; Ascomycota; Eurotiomycetes; Chaetothyriales; Herpotrichiellaceae. The record is from RefSeq and is a predicted model, not a curated record.